AUGUUUGGAUUAAAGAAACGAAAGCUGUUUGGUGUUCUCUCGGUACCGGUCAUUGUGGCAGUGAUGUGUUGUGCACAGAGCGCAAAUGAGCCUGGGAACAUGUCUUUUGUCAAAGAAACAGUGGACAAACUCCUAAAAGGAUAUGACAUUCGCCUUCGCCCAGACUUUGGAGGAGCGCCGGUGGCAGUUGGAAUGAGUAUAGACGUGGCGAGUAUAGACAUGGUGUCUGAAGUCAAUAUGGACUACACGUUGACCAUGUACUUCCAGCAGUACUGGAGAGACAAACGCUUGGCUUACGCGGGGAUUCCCCUCAACCUCACCCUGGACAACCGGGUGGCUGACCAGCUAUGGGUGCCGGACACCUACUUCCUGAACGACAAGAAGUCGUUUGUGCACGGCGUCACAGUGAAGAACCGCAUGAUCCGCCUCCACCCGGACGGAACCGUCCUCUACGGGUUGAGAAUCACCACAACAGCUGCCUGUAUGAUGGACCUGAGGAGGUACCCUCUGGACGAGCAGAACUGCACUCUGGAGAUUGAGAGCUAUGGCUACACGACAGAUGACAUUGAGUUUUACUGGAAAGGAGGAGACAAUGCCGUGACUGGAGUCCAGCGCAUCGAGCUGCCGCAGUUCUCCAUAGUGGACUACAAGCUGGUCUCCAGGAAUGUUGUCUUUUCCACAGGUGCCUACCCACGACUGUCUCUGAGCUUCAAGCUGAAGAGGAACAUUGGCUACUUCAUCCUGCAGACGUACAUGCCCUCCAUCCUAAUCACCAUUCUGUCCUGGGUCUCCUUCUGGAUCAACUAUGAUGCCUCGGCUGCCCGCGUGGCAUUAGGUAUCACCACCGUGCUGACCAUGACCACCAUCAACACGCAUCUCAGAGAGACGCUACCUAAGAUCCCGUACGUCAAAGCCAUCGACAUGUACUUGAUGGGCUGCUUUGUCUUCGUCUUCUUGGCCUUGCUGGAGUACGCGUUUGUCAACUACAUCUUCUUCGGGAGAGGGCCACAGAUGCAGAAGAAGCUGGCGGAGAAAGCGGAGAAGGCGAACAACGACCGCACGAGAUACGACGGCAACCGGUCCGUUCAGGAGGGGGGCAAUUGCAAGCCAUCAUCUGUUAAACAGUCCAAUCAGGUACAAGGCCACCGUCACUCCCAAGGGGUGGACGCCCAGGGCAACAUCCUCCUGACCACCCUGGAGAUCCACAACGAGGUGGCCAGCAACGAGAUCACCACCACGAGCUUGAGCGAGACGCGCAACUCCUCCUCCAUGGUCUUCGACAACUCAGGGAUCCAGUACCGGAAACAGAGCGCUCCGCGGCACGAAGGCCGGCACAGCAUGGAGCGCGGCGGCGGUGGCGGCCUCCACGGCAAGAAGCCGCGGCUGCGCCGACGCUCCUCGCAACUCAAGAUCAAAAUCCCCGACCUCACGGACGUGAACUCCAUCGAUCGAUGGUCACGGAUAAUAUUCCCCUCCGUGUUCUCACUCUUCAAUUUGAUUUACUGGAUGUACUACGUGAAUUAA
Molecule: messenger RNA, 1524 nt
Organism: Sardina pilchardus (European sardine)
Lineage: Eukaryota; Metazoa; Chordata; Actinopteri; Clupeiformes; Clupeidae
Gene: gabrb3
Product: gamma-aminobutyric acid type A receptor subunit beta3
Exons: 10
Coding region: 1-1524 (507 amino acids)
Biological process (GO): chloride transmembrane transport; nervous system process; signal transduction
Cellular component (GO): neuron projection; synapse; plasma membrane
Molecular function (GO): neurotransmitter receptor activity; GABA-A receptor activity; extracellular ligand-gated monoatomic ion channel activity
Source: RefSeq, a predicted model, not a curated record